UGAAGUUUCCUUAUGCAUAGCUUGCUGUCUACCUAUCCAGGUACUCUUUUGUUUAUAUGAAUGCAGUGGCUUGGAAGUAUCUCCUAAAACUUUUGUGAGCUGAAGAACAUAAAACACUGGAAGAAUUCAUGACUUAUGAAAGAUUCUGCACUGAUCUUGUUAACGCUGGACGUAAUUAACGUUGGUAUGUUUUGUAUGUGCAGCCAGAACUGAGAGCGAAUGGGGAUUGAAUUGCUUUGCCUCUUCUUUUUAUUUCUGCAGAAAAAUAACAAUGUACAAGGAAAUUGUAAUUCAGGGAGUGCAGUGAAUUGUGAAGACUGUUUGCUUUCCGGACCGCACUGUGCCUGGUGUUUUCAAGCGAAUUUUACUGACACAUCUGAAAUCCAUAUAAGAUGCGACACUCCUGAGAAACUUGUGUCAAAAGGAUGCCAGUUGAAUUUCAUUGAAUUUCCUGUUUCUAAAAUAAUAAUCCACAAAAACAAGCCCCUUAGUGAAGGGCCGCAAGAAAAUAACUCAGAUGUUACACAGAUUUCUCCUCAAAAAUUAACUCUUCUACUGCGGCCAGGAAAUGAAGAAACAAUACAAAUUAGUGUUCGCCAAACUGAAGAUUAUCCAGUUGACCUCUACUACCUCAUGGAUCUUUCGGGUUCCAUGAUCGAUGACCUGAAUACAAUAAAGGAAUUAGGUUCUAAGCUUUCUAAAGAAAUGUCUAAACUCACGAGUAACUUUCAGCUAGGUUUUGGGUCUUUUGUAGAAAAACCAGUUUCACCAUUCAUCAAAACUGUGCCAGAAGAAAUACAGAAUCCUUGCAGAGCUUUUGCAGAUGACUGCUCACCCACGUUUGGAUACAGGCACAUUCUGUCGCUGACAAAUGACUCAGAAAGAUUUAACGAAAUUGUGAAAAAGCAGAAAAUUAGUGCGAAUAUAGACACUCCAGAGGCAGGUUUUGAUGCAAUUAUGCAGGCAGCUGUUUGUAAGGAAAGAAUUGGGUGGAGAAACAUUUCAUUACAUCUGUUGGUGUUUGUGACUGAUGCUGAUUCCCAUUUUGGGAUGGAUAGUAAACUAGCUGGAAUCGUUAUUCCAAAUGAUGGAGAAUGCCACUUGGACCAUAAUAAUGAAUACUCCAUGUCAACCUUUCUGGAAUACCCAACCCUUGGACAGUUAAUAGACAAGAUUGUUAAAAACAAUAUUUUAGUAAUAUUUGCAGUAACAGAGAAGCAGAUUCACUUGUAUGAGAACUAUGCUGAUCUUAUUCCUGGGGCUACUGUUGGACUACUUCAGCAGGAUUCUGGAAAUGUCCUCCAGUUGAUUAUUGAUGCAUAUAAGGCAAUUCGAUCUGAAAUUGAGCUGGAAAUCUUAGGAGAUACAGAUGGACUAAAUCUUACUUUUACUGCAAUCUGUACCAAUGGCACUGUGUUUCCACACCAGAAAAAGUGUUCUCAUGUUAAAGUGGGAGAAGCAGUGACUUUCAAUGUGACAUUAAGUCUGUCUGCUUGUGAGGAAAGUAAAAGGAAUGUCAUAAUCAGGCCUGUGGGCCUGAGUGAAGCUGUGGAAAUUGAAAUCCAGCCAGAAUGCAGCUGCAAUUGUCAGAAGGAAGCUGAGGCGAACAGUUCCAUGUGCAAUGGGAGCGGAUCUCUGGAGUGUGGUAUAUGUGCUUGCAACCCUGGUUACAUGGGUCCGCAGUGCAAAUGUGGUGAAAACGACUCACCGAGUUCAGAUCCCUGUAGACGUUCUCCAGAGCAGAGCUCUUGUAGUGGCAGAGGCGAUUGCUAUUGUGGACAGUGCAUUUGCCAUCUAUCGGCAUAUGGGCAUAUUUAUGGACCGUACUGUGAAUGCGACAAUUUCUCUUGUGUGAGAUUCAGAGGAUUGAUUUGUGGAGGCAAUGGACACUGUGACUGCAGCGAAUGUAUCUGCCACAGUGGCUGGACGGGUGAAUACUGCAACUGUACUACUGACAAUGAAGCUUGUAUUUCUGAGGAUGGCACAAUCUGCAGUGGGAGAGGUGAAUGUAUUUGUGGAAAAUGUGUGUGCUCGAAUCCUGGGAUUUCUGGAAGCACAUGUGAAAAAUAUACUACCUAUGUCGAUCCUUGUAGUUCCAAACGGACCUGUGUAGAAUGUUAUUUAGCUUCUAAUGAUCCGUCACAGGAAGAAUGCGCUGAAAAAUGUAAAUUGGUUGAUGUGACCAUCAUUAGCAAAGAAGAUAGCAUCAAAGAUAAAUCUGUCCAGUGUUUAUUACAAGGGGAGAAUGAAUGUAUUAUCACGUUUGUAAUGGAAGAUGAUGAACAAGGAAAAGCAACCAUUCACAGCAUAACGCAGAAAGACUGUCCACAGCCUCCAAACAUUCCCAUGAUUAUGUUGGGUGUGUCCAUUGCAAUCUUCCUCAUUGGGGUUGUCUUACUUUGCAUAUGGAAAUUAUUCAUCUCAUUUCAAGAUCGCAAGGAAGUUGCUAAGUUUGAAGCAGAGAGAUCAAAGGCCAGAUGGCAAACGGGAACAAACCCACUGUACAGAGGCUCAACAACAACAUUUAAAAACGUAACAUACAAGCAUAAAGAAAAGCAAGUGGGAUCUGCCACAGAUCUUUACUAGCUCUCAGGAAAGUUCAGUCCUGAACUAGCAGUUGAGGGCGGAAAGUUUGUUACAAAAAUACUGAUAUAUUAAACCGACCAUUUUAAAUGAAGGUUGGUUAACAUAUUGUGCAUGGCACUGUAGAUCAGGCUCAGAGAGUACAUGGCUAGAAGGCCCUUGGUGCUUGGACAUAAUCAGAGGCGGAGAGCCCGUUUUCAGUAGAUUGGUUCAGAAAAAAUAGAAAAUCAAAGUUUGACACUACAAGAACAAGCCUGGAAAGACCUUCUUCCUCCUCCUCUCAAAUGCUGCAAUCUAGUUAGUUACUUUCUGGUUUGCAGGAAAGCGUAAGUUGCCACUGGGGUGUGGUAGUUAAAGGGUCAGACUAGGAUUGGGGAGACACGGAUUCAGAUUCUCGCUCUGCCGUGGAAACUUGCUGGGUCACCUUGGGCCAGUCAUAUAUUCUCAGCCUAACCUACCUCACAGGGUUAUUGUGAGGAUAAAAUGGAGGAGAGGAAAAUGAUGUAAGCUGCUUUGGGUCCCCAUUGGGGAGAAAGGCAGGGUAUAAAUGAAGUUUUUUAAAAAAUUAAAAUCCAAAAUCGCAAACAGUAGUUUGCACUUGCUCUGAAAAUAUACAAAUUGGGAGACAGUUCACUAAGUCAGAUACACAUACGUCAUUCGAAAGCCUUUAAAAAGUGUUAAUUAAAACCUAUAGAAAUCACAGUAGUAAAUAAAUGAAACAGGAUGUAGCUUUACUCAGAAAUAACAGUGGCAUUGGUAGGCAUAAAGUUGGCACUUGUUAUUGGCACGAUUCCUGUGACUUUUAAAACCAUAUAUCAUUACUGCAUCUCCAAGCCAGGAAAAGAUGCACCUGUUGAAUGUUUGUGUCUCAUGUAUCAUUAAAGCCCGCUAAAGAAAGAAAAAAAUCCAACACUAAAAGCAACCAGUUUCAACAAAGGCAGGUUUUAUUGGGUUGGAUCCCACAGAAGAUUUCCAUGUGUGUAACAGUCCUGCUGGAAAUGCUAAAAUUACUCUUCCUUCUCUGCUUGUGCUAAGUGCACACAACACAGCACUAGGAAUUUCUUCUGAUGCAAUUUCAAAACCAAAUUGAAAUCAUGGGAGCCAUCUGUUGUCCAUUCCAUUGCUCCAUAUCCACAUUGGUAUUUUAUCAAGAAUUCCGUUAAAGUGUUAUGUGUCAUUGCAGCCAAUGUGCUACUGCUUGUGCAAGUGGAAUUGUACUAAAUACAUUUCCUUUCCACUGACACAUCUCUGGAUCCAGGGCUUUUUUUCAGGGGGAACAUGGUGGAACGGAGUUCCGGAACCUCUUG
Messenger RNA from Eublepharis macularius, 3890 nucleotides. RefSeq names its product integrin subunit beta 6 (gene ITGB6). Gene Ontology annotation, cellular component: integrin alphav-beta6 complex; focal adhesion; cell surface. Gene Ontology annotation, molecular function: integrin binding. NCBI's taxonomy places the organism in Eukaryota, Metazoa, Chordata, Lepidosauria, Squamata, Eublepharidae. The record is from RefSeq and is a predicted model, not a curated record. The transcript is spliced from 15 exons. Gene Ontology annotation, biological process: integrin-mediated signaling pathway; cell-matrix adhesion; cell adhesion mediated by integrin. Bases 220 to 2586 code for a protein of 788 amino acids.